AUGUCGUCCACCGAGGAUGUCCCCGAAUCCAACAGGGAGCCCUUGACCAGAAACGCAUCCGCCACAUCCUAUUCCUACGAGAAUCUCACAGGAUGGAAGAGCGUGCGUGUUCUUCGAAUUGGGAGGGGCAUGUACCACGAUGUCAAGAGGCGUCUUCCGUAUUACUGGAGCGACAUUCGUGAUGCGUGGACGUACCGGACCGUUGCCAGUAUUAUUCGCAUGUACUUUGUCAACCUACUCCCCGCAAUUGCAUACACCUUGGAUAUGUACCGCAGAACCGGCAAUUUCUACGGAAUCAACGAGGCGCUGUUCUCCUCGGCGCUGGCCGCCAUGGUGUUUAGUCUUUUUUCCGCGCAGCCGCUGACGAUCGUCGGCAUUACUGGUUUGAUCUCGCUCUUCAACUACACCAUUUACGACAUCAUCAUUAUCUAUGAGCCUGCGAUCUAUCCCGAGUUCAUGUGUUGGGUUGGCAUUUGGGGUGCCAUUUUCCAUUGGAUUGUGGCGCUUUGCAACAUCUGUGACUAUAUGCGCUACGUGACGGACUUUUCGAGCGAGGCUUUUGCCUUUUAUGUGGGCACCAUCUAUAUCAGUGGGUCGACGUCGCUUCUUUCCGCACACUUGGGCUGGCAUGAGCUGACCUGGGCCUCAGGCAAGGGAGUGGAGGAGAUCAUCAGUGAAUUCGAGAGCAAGGGACCGACCGCGGGUUAUAUGAGCGCCAUGGUGGCAAUCCUCUAUUUUUUGACGAUAUGGACUCUGGAGAAGAUUGGCUCCAGUACCAUCUGCCGCCCUAGUCUUCGAGGCUUACUGGCAGACUAUGCAUACCCGAUCGGGACCAUCUUCUGGGUAGGAUUCACGCACAUCCCCGGCCCAUUGAAAGCGGCCGACGUGACUCGAGUGCCCAUCAGCCGAGCGUUCUACCCAACUCAACCGCGCAGCUGGCUGAUUCCAUUCUGGGAGCUCGAUGCCAAGUGGGUUUUCGCAGCCCUUCCCUUUGGGUUUCUGGUCAUGUUGCUCUUCUACUAUGACCAUAACGUCAGCAGCUUAACCGCACAGGCCCGUCAGUUCCCGCUGAAGAAACCUUCCGGCUUUCACUGGGACUUUUUCCUUCUCGGAUGUACAACCUUUAUUGCGGGAAUCAUCGGGAUUCCAUUCCCCAACGGCUUGGUUCCCCAGGCUCCCGUGCAUACCGACUCGCUGACAAUCUAUGAGACUGAACUCCGGAUCAUACCCACCGGCGAAGGUGAGGGCGAAGAGAUUCGGCGUCCCAUCGUCAACCCGACUGCCGUCGUGGAGCAGAGAGUGUCUCAUUUCGUGAUGGGCUUGGCCAUUAUCGGCACCAUGACCGGUCCAUUACUGGUUGUACUCCAUACGAUGCCGUCGGCGGUUUUCGCAGGCGUCUUUUUCAUCGUCGGUUGGGGGUCUAUCGGGUCCAACGGCAUUGUGAACAAGGCGCUGCAACUUAUCCAGGAAGAUCGGUUUAUUUCGCGCGCAGAACCUCUGCUCAGAGUGCCCAGUCGGAAAAUCCUGCUGUGGAUUUUUUGCCAACUGGUAGAUGUUGCCGCCUGCGUUGCAAUUUCCCAGACCAUCGCUGCUAUUGGGUUUCCCGUGUUGAUCAUCGCUCUCAUUCCCUUCAGAGUCUGGGCGAUUCCCAAGAUGUUUACCGCUGAUGAGAUCAGCGUGCUCGAUGACAUGACAGCCAACAAUGAAGCUGUUCUCCGCAGUCUCGGUGGAGCGCCGCGAUUCCCGGAAGAAAAAGAAGGACCCCGGCAAUAUGGUCUUGAACGCCGCUACUCUGAACGGAAGAAGGGCCCUGAGAGGCAGAGAGCAGGUAGCAUCCACCGCUGA
Penicillium oxalicum is the source of this 1845-nucleotide messenger RNA. Its product is annotated as anion exchange family protein. The record is from RefSeq and is a predicted model, not a curated record. The coding region runs from base 1 to 1845 and encodes 614 amino acids. The transcript is spliced from 5 exons. Gene Ontology annotation, biological process: monoatomic ion homeostasis; monoatomic anion transport; transmembrane transport. Lineage: Eukaryota; Fungi; Ascomycota; Eurotiomycetes; Eurotiales; Aspergillaceae. Gene Ontology annotation, cellular component: plasma membrane. Gene Ontology annotation, molecular function: solute:inorganic anion antiporter activity.